AUGGUCGCGCGACUUUCUGGGCUGCAGCGAGAAGUCCUUAAGCUCUAUCGACGAUGCUUGCGGGAGGCUAACAAGAAGCCUGAGCACUCUCGGGCCAAUUUCAAGGCCGCCGCACGGCGUGAAUUCCGCAAGGCCUCGUCGAUCGACAGGAAGGACUUCUCAGCCGUCGAAACAUUGCUCCGCAUGGGCCACAGGAAGCUCGAGCUCUACUCGGCGCCCGGCGUUACCGAUAUCCAUUGA
This is a messenger RNA of Cyphellophora europaea CBS 101466, 240 nucleotides long. RefSeq lists its product as uncharacterized. Gene Ontology annotation, biological process: mitochondrial respiratory chain complex II assembly. Gene Ontology annotation, cellular component: mitochondrion. The coding region runs from base 1 to 240 and encodes 79 amino acids. The transcript has 3 exons. The record is from RefSeq and is a predicted model, not a curated record. Lineage: Eukaryota; Fungi; Ascomycota; Eurotiomycetes; Chaetothyriales; Cyphellophoraceae.